AUGGAUCAUCGAUCGUUUCUUGCCGGGCUGACGGCAGCACAAAGAGCCGAACUUACCGCAACGUCGGACAGGAAGGGCCUUGCGGCGCUCGCGGCUCAUUUCGGGUUGAUUGCCUUUCUGGGGACCGCGAUCGCGCUGGAAGUCCCCGGCUGGCCGGUGCUGAUGGUGCCGCAAGGCAUCCUGAUCAUGUUUCUUUUCACAACGCUUCACGAGACAAUCCACAGGACGGCCUUCCGGUCGCCGUGGAUCAAUGAUCUCGUCGCACGGAUUUGCGGUUUCCUCAUCCUGGUGCCGGCGGACUGGUUCCGGUAUUUCCACUUUGCCCAUCACCGGCACACGCAGGACCCGCAGAACGAUCCGGAACUUGCCGGAGAAAAACCCAAGUCCCUUUGGCAAUACAUCGUGCAUAUCAGCGGCCUGCCGACAUGGUGGGGCGAACUGAAGACACUCUUCAAGAACGCAUCGGGCCGAUGCGACGAUGCGUUUGUACCUGAGGGCGGCAGGCGCAAAGUCCGGCAUGAAGCAGUCGUGUCGCUUAUGCUUUAUGCCGUCCUUGCCGGUGUUUCGCUUGUGACAGCUUCAAGCCUUCUCCUGUUCGCAUGGGUUCUCCCCUGCCUCCUCGGGCAGCCGUUUCUGAGGCUGUAUCUUCUUGCCGAACACGGCCGCUGUCCCUUCGUUGCGAACAUGUUGGAAAACAGCCGCACCACCUAUACAAACCGGGUUGUGCGCAGACUGGCCUGGAACAUGCCUUACCACGCGGAGCAUCACAGCUAUCCCACGGUUCCGUUCCAUAAGCUCCCCGAUCUGCACCGGCUCACCAGGGAACAUCUCGGCGUGACCUCAGAUGGAUACGGCGCCUUCCACAAGGACUAUGUCGGCAGCUUCAAAAACCUGCCGGACAUCCGCUCCGCCUCCCGUCAGCUUGUCAGGGAGUUCGGGUUUCUCGACAAAACCAUCGCAGGCACGGAUCUUUCAGGUUCGGGCGUUCACGCGAUCAUGGAAAUCGGUCUGCAUCCCGGUGUAACGGCAAAGGACCUGGCCACCCGGUUGAAGCUCGAAAAAUCGACAAUCAGCAGACUGCUGAAAUCGCUGGAAAUCCGCGGAGAUAUCAUCCAGACGCGCUCCGAGCAGGAUGGCCGCGUCUUCGGAUUGAGCCUGACCAACACGGGCUGGAAAACCUUCGCCGAGAUCGACACGUUCGGCGACCGGCAGGCGCGCGCCGCCUUGUCGAACAUCAGAAACGGGUCCGCGCGGUCGAUCGCCGACGCCCUGACUGCCUACGCGGAUGCCCUGGCAGGCUCUGAGGGUACGGAAGACAAACCAUUGCACCGCUUCGAGGUCGUGGAAGGCUAUCAGACAGGAAUGAUUGGCGACAUUGCCGCUCUGCAUGCCAGAACCCAUGGCGCGAUCAUUGGCAACGGACCGACCUUCGAAAGCGUCGUUUCACAGGCGAUGGCGGAAUUCAUGCAGCGUGUCGGUAACCCGCUGAACAACAGCUGGAGCAUCCUGGACAAGGGCGAGGUCAUCGGAUCGAUCAGCAUCGACGGCGAAGACCUGAACGGAAAUGUUGCGCAUCUGCGCUGGUUUAUCCUGUCGGGAAAGCUGCGCGGCCUCGGCCUCGGCAAAACCCUGUUGCUCAAAGCGCUCGAGCAUUGCGACGGACAGGGCUUCGAAGAAAUCCACUUGUGGACGCUGAAGGGCCUUGAUGCAGCCCGAACGCUCUACGAGCGGAACGGUUUCACCCUUGCCGAUGAAUAUGUCGGCGACCAAUGGGGCAAGUCGGUGACGGAGCAGAUGUUCAUUCGCAAAAGACGCUGA
Messenger RNA from Symbiodinium pilosum, 1818 nucleotides. The record is from the annotation of a GenBank genome assembly. Lineage: Eukaryota; Dinophyceae; Suessiales; Symbiodiniaceae.